This is a messenger RNA of Phaedon cochleariae (mustard beetle), 447 nucleotides long. The record is from the annotation of a GenBank genome assembly. NCBI's taxonomy places the organism in Eukaryota, Metazoa, Arthropoda, Insecta, Coleoptera, Chrysomelidae.
AUGGGAGAGAGUGAAACGCUGUCUCAUGAAACAAUUAAAGAUAUAGAAGAAUACGUCUGCGAAAUUUAUGGGAACCGAGAAUUAUCCAGCGUCAAUAAGGCUCGGUUCGAAAUUUUCUUGGAUUGCUACAAGCCAAAAUCGAAUCAAUCUCCUUUCGGGGGUAUCAAGAAUUUUGAGGCCAGUCAAAUCCCUCCUUGUAAGGAUACAUUGAUUUGCAAAAUACGACGUACAAAUCAAAUUGCAGCUACUUGGAAAUUUGCUUUUAGUGAGAAACCAAAUUUCUUCAACCCGGAAGGAAAUGGAUGGGUUGAAGAAGACGGCGAAUAUAAAAUAAAUUGGUUCGAGAGCGAACAGUUUCCGCAAAACCUAAAUGAAGCACUAGUAGCUUCCGAUGAUUCAAGUGAAGUUGAAUCUGAAGACGCUCACAGUAGCGACGAUGAUGAGUAG